Messenger RNA from Trypanosoma theileri, 1305 nucleotides. Its product is annotated as methyltransferase. Gene Ontology annotation, molecular function: nucleic acid binding; methyltransferase activity. Gene Ontology annotation, biological process: methylation. Gene Ontology annotation, cellular component: mitochondrion. The record is from RefSeq and is a predicted model, not a curated record. The transcript has a single exon. The coding region runs from base 1 to 1305 and encodes 434 amino acids. Lineage: Eukaryota; Euglenozoa; Kinetoplastea; Trypanosomatida; Trypanosomatidae.
AUGCGACAGUGUAGUCGAUCAGCACUGACCACAAUACUUUUUAACAUUGCCCGUCACUCAACAUCCUUUACAAAAACACAUAAUAUGCAAACAGUCUCGACACGAUAUGUACCCACAGAUGAAGAAGAAACGGAGAUAGAACUCCCAUUAGUUGAAUUAACUGAGUUAGAGAUGAAAGCACUUCCCAAAACCUUUACACGAUCUCUGGCAAGAGAGUCAUGUCUCUCUACUAAGGAACGACAACAACUCACACAAAUGAUUUUUGAUACACACUACGCCGCAAAUGGAAAGGGAAAGGAGGAUCGAGCUAUGUGGUAUCAAAGUUCAUUAGAGUUGCAGUGGUUAGAAGAGUGGGCAUUUGAACAGGGUUGGAAAGAAAAGGAUGAGAUUCGUCGCAAUGUUAAGAAGGCUGUAUUACAACGUGUUGAUCUACAUAAACCUCUCGCUUACAUUAUCGGACAUCAACCAUUUUAUGGUUGUCAUAUUCGUUGCUCUCCACCAUUACUUUGUCCAAGACCGGAAACGGAAAUGUGGACACAUUGGUUUGUACGAAAUCAUCUUGAUGUUGCAACAGAAAAAACAAAAAAGGCAACAACAACAACAACAACAACAACAACAGCAACAAAUGUUUCUUUGCCUCCAUUACGGGUAUUAGAUAUGUGUUGUGGUACAGGUUGUGUUGGUAUCGCCAUUGCCAAACAUGUAUCACAAGCUGAAAUUGUUGCCGUUGAUAUUCUAGAUGAGGCUGUGAAAGCUUCUGAGGAGAAUGCAAAAAUAAAUGGUAUUGACUCAAGUCGAUAUAAGGUCAUUAAAAGCGAUAUGUUUAAGACUUUUUUGGAACCUGAUAGUGUUCUCUAUAAUAGUGACAAUGGUGAAGAAAAGUGCAAAGCAGAAAAAGGGGAAGUCAAUAAAACCCAAAAAAAACCAAUCUUGUCUAAAUCUUAUUUGGGUUCAUUUGAUAUUAUUGUUUCAAAUCCACCUUAUGUAUUACCAGAACAAUACGUGGACCUUCCACCGGGAAUUAAAUUGUGGGAAUCCAAGAUUGCUCUUGUGGGGGAUCCACAACGAGAGCAGCAGCAAUAUCUUUACUUUCAGGAACUCUGCGAACUUGGCGCGGCUGCCCUGAAAGCCAAAAGAAGGCGUCCUGCUGCUUUCGCCGAAGUGCCGAACUUCGUAAUGGAGGUGGGAUUACAGGCGGAGUGUGUGGCUUCGCUGAUGGAGCGCAGUGGACUGUGGGAGGAUGUGCAGCUGCACUUGGACUAUGCGCAGCAGCCACGAUGGAUCUCCGCCCGCUCUAUCCACUGA